Pogona vitticeps (central bearded dragon) is the source of this 1972-nucleotide messenger RNA. The record is from RefSeq and is a predicted model, not a curated record. Lineage: Eukaryota; Metazoa; Chordata; Lepidosauria; Squamata; Agamidae.
AUGAUAAUCAGAACAGCUGCUUCUGUGUUCCCUCCGGCCAAUCGGAGGCGAGCGGGCUUGACGUCCCCGCGGCCGACGCCGACCAAUGGCGAGCGGGUGGAGUUGGAGCAGAGAAGUUUGAAAAAACGGCUGAUUUCCCUAUGCGUCGGUUGCGGCAAUCAAAUCCACGACCAGUAUAUUCUCAGAGUUUCGCCGGAUUUGGAAUGGCACGCGGCAUGUUUGAAGUGUGCGGAAUGUAACCAGUAUUUGGACGAGACUUGUACCUGCUUUGUUAGGGACGGGAAAACCUACUGUAAAAGAGAUUAUAUCAGGUUAUACGGCAUCAAAUGCGCCAAGUGCAACAUUGGCUUCAGCAAGAACGACUUCGUGAUGCGGGCCCGCUCCAAGGUCUACCACAUCGAGUGCUUUCGCUGCGUGGCCUGCAGCCGGCAGCUGAUCCCCGGCGACGAGUUCGCGCUGCGGGAGGAUGGCCUUUUCUGCCGGGCGGAUCACGACGUGGUGGAGCGAGCCAGCCUCGGCGCGGGGGACCCCCUCAGCCCCUUGCACCCCGCCAGGCCGCUACAGAUGGCAGCAGAACCUAUCUCUGCCAGGCAGCCGGCUCUGAGGCCGCAUGUCCAUAAGCAGCCCGAGAAGACCACUCGCGUCCGCACCGUCCUCAACGAGAAGCAACUUCACACCUUACGGACCUGCUACGCCGCUAACCCCCGGCCCGACGCCCUCAUGAAGGAGCAACUGGUGGAAAUGACUGGCCUCAGCCCUCGGGUCAUCCGGGUCUGGUUUCAAAACAAGCGCUGCAAGGACAAAAAAAGGAGCAUCAUGAUGAAACAGCUGCAGCAGCAGCAGCCCAACGACAAGACUAACAUCCAGGGGAUGACGGGCACACCCAUGGUGGCGGCUAGUCCGGAGAGACACGACGGGGGCUUACAGGCGAACCCGGUGGAGGUGCAGAGUUACCAGCCGCCCUGGAAAGUCCUCAGCGACUUCGCCUUGCAGAGUGACAUCGAUCAACCGGCUUUUCAGCAACUCGUUAAUUUUUCAGAAGGAGGCCCAGGUUCCAAUUCCACCGGAAGUGAGGUAGCGUCCAUGUCCUCUCAACUCCCGGAUACACCUAACAGCAUGGUAGCCAGUCCUAUUGAGGCAUGAGAAACAGUCCUUGCCAUUUUUGGGGUCCAUGAAUCCUUUUUGCCCCCUACUGGAGAGAAUGGGAACGCUAGCACGUCUGGGGACUCAGCCGGGGGAUAAAACAGAAAAGAAGAAAAAGAAGAAGAUAAAGUAUUUAACACACCGGUGUUCAUGAACUUAAAGGAAACUCCAUGAACUGUCUGGGGAAUCUUAAUUGUUUUUUUUUUCUGUUUUGCAAUGAUAAGGUAGCAACACUGUGAAGACAAUCAUGGGAUCUUACUAGAAUAAUAUUCAUAAAAAGCAAAUGAAAAUGCUUUUUAAUAAUAAUAAUAUUAAUAUUAAUAAUACUACACCCACACUAAAGGAUCUCUGGAGGAUCAAGCGAGGGGAAAAAAAAAAGAGAGACGUUUGAGAAAACGGUAGAAGAAUCAAACCCUCGGAUCUCCGUCUUUUUCCAAAGGACAUUCUUUCAAAUGACUGCACAUCCUUCAAGAGAAAAACCAACGAAGAGAACAUCUAGUGACCAUCCUACAGCCAAUGGUGCUCUUUCUCUACUGGCCUUUCCCUUGCCAAAAUAAACAAAUGAAUAAAUAAAAUAUGACAGAGUUAAAAACAAAAUAAGAAGGAGCUUGAUAGGUUGCAUUUCCCAAGAGCAAGAAAAGACAAUCUUUAUCCUAGCCUCUCUCCCUCAUGACGGAACGGGCCAUUAUGAAGGUGUGGAGCUGCGGUGGGUUUGGAAUUUCUCUCUCUCUCUCUCUCUGUUUUAUUUUAAGAGGGUUGUUUGAACGUUUGGGCCUCCCAUAGCAUGUACUGUAGCCUUUUUUCUACUCCUCCUCCAUUUUUUUUUCUG